This is a messenger RNA of Elgaria multicarinata webbii, 899 nucleotides long. Its product is annotated as lipocalin-like. NCBI's taxonomy places the organism in Eukaryota, Metazoa, Chordata, Lepidosauria, Squamata, Anguidae. The transcript has 7 exons. The record is from RefSeq and is a predicted model, not a curated record. The coding region runs from base 158 to 715 and encodes 185 amino acids. Gene Ontology annotation, molecular function: small molecule binding.
GGGGGAGAGCACAGCUAGCGAGGUCCCACCUGGGGUUCCUGCUGGAGCGGCCCAUAAAUAGCUGACUAGGCUGAGUUUCUGGCCCACAGUUGCGCUGUUGCAGGGCAGGCCGUGCGCAGAGCAGAGCAGAGCAGAGCAGAGCAGAGCAGUCUCCGACAUGAAGGCAACGUUCGUCAGCUUUUUGGUCGUGGCCCUCGGCUGUCUGGUCCAGGCCCAGGCCGAAGCCCCGGUGCAGUCUGACUUCCAGCAAGAUCAGUUCACAGGGAGAUGGUUCAGCAUUGGCUUGGCCUCCAACUCCCGCUGGUUCCAGGAGAAGAAGCAGGUGAUGAAGAUGUGCACCACGGUGGUCGCGCCCACUGAAGAUGGCAGCCUGGAAGUCAGCUCCACCUAUCCCAAGCUGGACCAGUGUGAGACGAGAAAAACCCUUUUCAUCCAGACGGAGCAGCCCGGCCACUUCAGCUACACCAGCCCACGCUCAGGGAGCACCCACGAUGUCCGUGUGGUUGAAACCAACUACAGUGAGUACGCAUUGCUGCUCACUAAGAUGUCCAAGGUUGGGGAGACAUUCACCAUGGUGACGCUGUAUGGUAGAAGCAAGCAGCUCCGGGCCGCUCUGCUGGAGAAGUUCACCCAGGUGGCCUUGGCAGAGGGACUCACCCAGGACAAUAUUCUAAUCCUGCCUAGGACGGAUCUGUGCAUGGCAGAGUCCGUGUAGGUACCAGACUGAAAAUCCGGGUUUCAUGUCGAGGGAGGGAAGAAGGACGCUCCAGCUCCCAGCCUGCAUUCCUGGACUCCGAAGUAGCAGCCUUUCCCCGUUGAGCCCCGUUAAGCACCUUCCGCUCCUGAUCGCGCGUAACGACCUCCUUUGAUUUAAAAAUAAAAAAGUGUAGGACACAAUU